UUCUCAACGGCUCUGGCUGGGACGGUAUCAUUUCAAUAAGACACAGGGGAAUGUUCUGAAUCUAAACACUGCAACCUUCUGCAUAUGACUGAAUCACAGACGUGCUGAUAUUCGGAACCGCAAUUGAUAUCAACCAGCUCGCCUCAGUUCACCCUAAGAUAGUGUAGAAAUAACUGUAGGUUGCCACUUUUUACAGUGUAUGUUUGUGUCAAGCGUGCUGCAGCAUGCAUCACUGUCCCAGCAUCUCUCCUCCCUCUCACAGCAUGGAAACACUUUCUCUCUACACCACCCCGUAUCACGUCCCAUUCACAGCAUCAUGGCGUUUGAGGGUGGGGGGCGGAGCUGUGGUGUUCAUGAACUCAUCUGUGCUAGAAGAGUAUCUCCUGAACUGCUAGGUGUCCUGUCCUCCAUUGCUGUCUUCAUGGCCGUGAUCGCUCUGUUUUUUCUUUACCUCAGCAGCAAGCUUUCAGUGGAGACCCCAAGCAGUGAUCUGCCACGUUUUGAAGGUUUUAACAAAGGUUUGCAAGAAUUUGUGGUCGGUUAGAAGACACACCAAAGGCACAAAACAAUGGCGUUUUUCAAGAGCUUCCAACAGAGCCUCCCUUCUGUCAGUUCCCUCCUGGACACUGUCUCAAACACCGUCUCAACUGCCGUGGAUGAUUUGUCCUCUGCGGUGAGUGAUGUUACCUACACUGUCAGUGACCAACUAACGGAGCAGGUCAAUACAAUCAUCCACAAAGUACAGACCGAAGAAGAUGACAAGGAUGCUGAAGGUUCUUCAGAAGAAGUCCAAAAGGAGAGGAAGAACAGCAAACUGAAGCGUCAGGAGACAGAAGGUAAUGCUGCAGACAGUGGAGAAGGAGAAGGUCGAAAAAGCCGAAAAUCAAAAAAGAACUCUAUGUGGACUAUUGAAAUAGAUGAAGAGGAAGUCCAGAGGGAGAAAGAAAGACAAGAGGAAGCAAGAAAAGCUGAGGAGGAGGAGUGGGAGUGGUGUUACGCUCCCUCUAAAGGUUGGUAUCGUAAAAGGAGGGACCCAAACCAACCACAAAGCUCGUCUCCGACCUCAGACAGUCAGAAAGAGAACAGUGACCAAGCAUCAAAAGAGGCAGAGUCUGUCGCUCAGGAAGAGAAUGCUUCCUCAUCUGGCAAACACAAGAAUGAAGGUGACAACCACAAUGAAAAUGCUAACGGCAUGCACCCAGGUAAUAGUCAGGACUCUCAGGAAAUUUCUGGUGAUACUGAUAUAUCAGCAUCAAAGCAUGAAAAGAAUGGAGAGCACAAUAGUGUUGAAGAAGAUGGUACAGACAGAAGAAAAGACAAAGGAGGUAAAGACGGGAGUUGUCCAGAAAAAGGAUCAUCUGAGAGUGAGGAUGAAACACCAAAAAGACACAAGGACUCAUCCUGUCAUGAGCAGAGAAGUGGGUGGAGAGACAGGGAUGCUGAAAAUGAAGAUUGCAGCAGUGAGGCCUCUGCUGAGCAGGUUAAAAGGAAAAAAGGUUCAAGUUCCCUGAAUGAACUUCAGCCUCCACCGUACCGGGACAAAGAUGAUCUCAAGGGUGGCUCAAGGGGCCGCAGUGACUCAGCAGAGGGCAGUGGAAGUGAGAUCAGUGAGGGCAGUGAAGACCCUGAGGACACAGAGAGCUACCUGAAUAAGGGCUAUGAAGAGGACGCACCUAGUGACAGCACAGCUGUUUUGGGGCCGGAGGAUAGCUUAGUCCCACCCCUUCCAGAAACAUAUGAACCAGAGGCACUGGGGAAAUACGGCACACUGGAUGUGGCAUUUGAAUAUGACCCUAGCGAACAACGGCUUGCGGUGACAGUGACCGCUGCCACAGAUAUUCCAACCCUUAAGAGCACAGGAAACAUUUCUUGGCAGGUCCACCUGGUUCUACUGCCCACCAAAAAGCAGAGGGCCAAGACAGGAGUGCAGAAGGGACCCUGUCCCGUCUUCACGGAGACAUUUCGCUUCUCAUGUGUGGAGAAGGAGGCCUUGGGGGACUAUGCAGUCCGGUUCCGUCUCUACAGUGUGAGGCGCAUGAAGAAGGAGAAGGUCCUAGGAGAGAAGGUGUUCUACUUAACCAAACUCAAUCUGCAGGGCAAGCUUGCGCUGCCUGUUACACUAGAGCCUGGCACAUCUGUUCCUGGCUGUGGAUCAGUGGUGAGUGUCUCUCGUAGUGCGGGAGCUCUGUCAUACCGCUCCACUGGUGAAUCCUCCACUCCAGAGCUUCUGCUGGGUCUCCUCUACAACUCCACCACAGGAAGAUUGUCUGCCGAGGUUAUCAAAGGCAGCCAUUUUAAAAACUCUGCCACUGAUAAACUGCCCGUUGGCCUGUUUUGUUGUGUUAAACACUUCAUUAGUGGGCAACUAUAUAUCAUGAGAGACACUUACGUGAAGCUUACAAUGCUGGACUCCAAAGGGAAAGAGAUGUCCAAAUGUAAGACCUCCGUAUGCCAUGGCCAGCCCAACCCAACCUACAAAGAGACAUUUGUGUUCCAGGUGGCGCUAUUUCAACUGUCCGAGGUCACCCUGCAGGUGUCAGUGUACAGUCGGCGGAGCAGCAUGAAGAGGAGAGAGCUGGUUGGCUGGGUCGCUCUGGGCCUCAACAGCACCACAGAGGAACAAGAGGAGCACUGGACCCAGAUGAAAGAGUCAGAGGGACAGCAGGUCUGCCAGUGGCACACCCUCCUCAAUUCUUAGGGGUGCAGGGAAACAAUGCAAUGCAGUUUGUGGUCAUCUGAAGGUUUAGUAGGACAAUAUGAGUACAAAUGAAGGGAUUUGUUCACACUAAAUUGAAAGUUCUGUCCUAAUUUACUCCUUCAUGUUGCUCGGAACCUAUAUUACUUGCUUUCUUCAUGAAACAUCAUCUAUCAUAUGGCUUCAAAAGACUGACAACUUGUCAUUUUUGGAGUUUGACAGCCCUUAUUUACUAUCUUUAUAUUGAAAAGUGUUCAUGUUUGUGUUCCAUAGAAGAAAGAAAGUCAGGUUUAGAAUGGCAUGAGGGUGAGUAAAUGAUGACAGAAGAGUGAUUUUUGAGUGAACUAUUCCUAAAGUAGUGUGUGCAAAAUUGCGGUCAUGCUUGUGAAACUUCCGCUAAAUUUUUUGGGCAAAUUAGGUCCAUUAUUCAUUAUCAAUAGCGUAGCGAUGCAUGAAGCACCGCUUACUCAGCAGUUAUUUCCUAAACAUACAAAUUUAUAUUGGUCGUUGCUGCAAAUUUGUGUGUUAAAAUUUCAAUGAACUUGACUGAUGUGAAAUACACAUUCAACCGAAAUUCCCAAUUGUAUCGAUUCCUACUGAGAUGACUGCAUUUUGCCCCCAUGGAAUUCCUCCUUAAAGUGAUAGUUCAACCAAAAAUGAAAAUUCUGUCAUGAAUUAUUCAUCCUCAUGUUGUUUCAAACCCGUAAGACCUUCAUUCGUCUUCGGAACACAAAUUAAGAUAUUUUUGAUGAAAUCUGAGAGCUUUCUGACCCUCUAUAAACAGCAAUGCAACCACCACGUUCAAGGCCCAGAAAGGUAGUAAGGACAUCGUUAAAAUGUUCCAUCAGUGGUUCUUUUUGUGCUCAAAGAAAACAAAAAUAACUUUUACUUUUAAAAAAUGGUUUUAAUACUUUUAAACUGUCAGUAACAGUUUCUUCUCUUCCGUGUCAGUCUUUGACGCGCCUGCACAUGUGUGUGGUGGUGCUGCGGCGCUCUGACGUAGAACAUCCAUCUCUCUUAGUUCAUCGUCUGUAUAGUCUGGUUCAAAUAAGUAAGGCUUGGCAAAAAAUUGAAAUCAUCCUCUGUCGAAAUCUUCAGACAUGUAUACAAAGACUGUUUUAUGUAGAGCGUACAUCUUCCUCUGCUUGUAAAUAAGGUGCAGCGUAUGCGCGUUCUAUGUUAGAACGCCGGCUCCUGCAUCAGCAGUCGUUAUUUUUUGUUUUCUUUGCAUACAAAAAGUAUUCUCAUAGCUUCGUAAAAUUAUGGUUGAACCACUGAUGUCACAUGGACUAUUUUAACAAUGUUCUUACUAACUUUCUGGGCCUUGAUUUCAUCAGAAAUAUCGUAAUUUGUGUUCCGAAGAUGAAUGAAGGUCUUACAGGUUUGGAACGACAUGAGGGUGAGAGUAAUUACUGACAGAAUUUUCAUUUUUGGGUGAACUAUCCCUUUAAAGGUAAAUGUGGUCACAUCUUAAUUUGUACUGUAGAGGAAUCCUCCAUGUUGGAGGUGCUGUUGACUUCUUAGAGAGACUGUGUUCCUCAGGAUAGCAGUAAUGGACCUGCUGUUUUUUGCAGUGUUAGGAUAGGAAGGCAGGAAACUGACUGAAAAAGACGCCUUAUGACGACAAUAGAAAAUUGAACUACUGCCAUUGGCACUGCCAUCUAUACCAAUUGUUUAUUCCCAUCAAAGCAUAACUGCAACUGUACUGUAUUGUAUUAUUGGCAGUUGCAUAAGCAUUCAAAUUACUUGAGGUUUAGCCUUUGUACUUGACUUGCAAAUAUGCAAAUACAAAUACAAAUAUGCACUGCAUGGUAACUGCUAAAGCAUCAAGAGAAACAUUCAGAAUAAAUAUCGGACCAAAGCGCAAGACCAUAAACAUAAUUCUGUUUUAUGAAGGGAUAUAGGGACUACAUCACACCAGCAAUAUAGCAAAAAUAUUUAAAAUGAAAAUGUACAAACAGUAGGGCUGCUGAAGACUGUCUAAAUGCAUCGAAUUACAAGUAACUGAUGUCUAAAUGUAACUGAUGCAAAUUUGAGUAAUUUAACUCAUGAUUUUGUCAUCUGUUUUCAUAUUGUGUAAGCAAAUUCUGCAUUAUGCAUAUGUUAAUGCUGAUUCAGGUUCAUUUUUAAUGUUUGAACACUAUACAUUUAAUAAAAUCUAAAUU
This is a messenger RNA of Onychostoma macrolepis, 4860 nucleotides long. RefSeq names its product synaptotagmin XIVb (gene syt14b). The record is from RefSeq and is a predicted model, not a curated record. NCBI's taxonomy places the organism in Eukaryota, Metazoa, Chordata, Actinopteri, Cypriniformes, Cyprinidae. Bases 569 to 2698 code for a protein of 709 amino acids. The transcript has 10 exons.